Cajanus cajan (pigeon pea) is the source of this 632-nucleotide messenger RNA. RefSeq names its product Heavy metal transport/detoxification superfamily protein. Gene Ontology annotation, molecular function: metal ion binding. Lineage: Eukaryota; Viridiplantae; Streptophyta; Magnoliopsida; Fabales; Fabaceae. The record is from RefSeq and is a predicted model, not a curated record.
AUAAAAAUAAAAAUAAAAGUGAGAAGCAUGAAGCCAAAAAGUCUACUAGUUAAAUUUGGUUGUUGGAACGUGCCAGCCAAUCUCUUAUGUCAAAUCAAAUGCUUGGCAGCUUUUGCGUAUGGAACAUUGAAUUAUUCAAAUUAUAUUUGUUUAUCCAAACAUGGCAUAAUUGAAAUAGAAGGUUUAAAACGAGAAGGUGAUGAAGAAAAACGUUAUUGGAUGGUGUUGGUUCCAUAACAAGGAGAGAAUCAUAUGGCCAUUAACAAAACAGAGAUUUGCAUGGAAAAUGAUAACCGUUCCCUUUUACACAUGGAGAACUUGACUCUUCCCUCGGUUGUAGUGAUAAGGGCAAGUAUGGGAUGCAAUAAGUGCAGGGGAAGAGUUUCCAGAGUUGUAUCCAAAAUGACUGGGUUGACAGAGUACACAGUGGAUGUGCGCAAGAAAGAAGUAACUAUUAAGGGAGAUUUCACACCACAUUGGAAUUUGGGGGAUGAAAGCAUUAGAAGCAACACUCUGCAGAGUGCCAAUGAUCCACCCAACUCCCUCUCUAUAUGUUUAACUCACUCUCACUAACAUUAAUCUAAUAAAAACUAUAUUGUACCUACAAUAUAUAAAUUAAUUCGUUUGUUUUA